Molecule: messenger RNA, 7645 nt
Organism: Arvicola amphibius (Eurasian water vole)
Lineage: Eukaryota; Metazoa; Chordata; Mammalia; Rodentia; Cricetidae
Gene: Kif2a
Product: kinesin family member 2A
Exons: 21
Coding region: 47-2278 (743 amino acids)
Biological process (GO): microtubule-based movement
Molecular function (GO): ATP binding; microtubule motor activity; microtubule binding
Source: RefSeq, a predicted model, not a curated record
CCCUCCCCGCCUGUUCCGCCCGCCAGCCGCCGCUCCGGAUGAGGUGAUGGCAACGGCCAACUUCGGCAAGAUCCAGAUCGGGAUUUACGUGGAAAUCAAGCGUAGCGAUGGCCGAAUACACCAAGCAAUGGUGACAUCUUUAAAUGAAGAUAAUGAAAGUGUAACAGUUGAGUGGAUAGAAAAUGGAGACACAAAGGGCAAGGAGAUUGAUCUGGAAAGCAUCUUUUCGCUUAACCCUGAUCUUGUACCCGAUGAAGAGAUUGAACCCAGUCCGGAAAUACCUCCACCAUCAUCAUCCUCAAAAGUGAACAAAAUUGUAAAGAACCGACGAACUGUGGCAUCUAUUAAGAAUGACCCUCCCCCAAGAGAUAAUAGAGUGGUUGGUUCAGCACGCGCACGGCCUAGUCAGCUUCCCGAACAGUCGUCUUCUGCACAACAGAAUGGUAGUGUUUCAGAUAUAUCUCCAGUUCAAGCUGCAAAAAAGGAAUUUGGACCUCCUUCACGUAGAAAAUCUAAUUGUGUCAAAGAAGUAGAAAAAUUACAAGAAAAACGAGAGAAAAGGAGAUUACAACAGCAAGAACUUAGAGAAAAAAGAGCCCAGGAUGUUGAUGCUACAAAUCCAAAUUAUGAAAUUAUGUGUAUGAUCAGAGACUUCAGAGGAAGCUUGGAUUACAGACCCCUAACAACAGCUGAUCCUAUUGAUGAACAUAGGAUAUGUGUUUGUGUAAGAAAACGACCCCUCAAUAAAAAAGAAACCCAAAUGAAAGAUCUUGAUGUAAUCACAAUCCCUAGUAAAGAUGUUGUGAUGGUACAUGAGCCCAAACAAAAAGUAGACUUAACGAGGUACUUAGAAAACCAGACGUUUCGUUUUGAUUAUGCCUUUGAUGACUCAGCUCCUAAUGAAAUGGUUUACAGGUUUACAGCUAGACCACUUGUAGAGACGAUAUUUGAAAGGGGAAUGGCUACGUGCUUUGCUUAUGGACAGACUGGAAGUGGAAAAACUCAUACUAUGGGUGGUGACUUUUCAGGAAAGAACCAGGAUUGUUCUAAGGGAAUUUAUGCAUUAGCAGCUCGGGAUGUCUUUUUAAUGCUGAAGAAGCCAAACUAUAAGAAACUAGAACUUCAAGUAUAUGCAACAUUUUUUGAAAUUUAUAGUGGAAAGGUAUUUGACCUAUUAAAUAGGAAAACAAAAUUAAGAGUACUAGAAGAUGGAAAACAACAGGUGCAAGUGGUAGGAUUACAGGAGCGGGAGGUCAGAUGUGUGGAAGAUGUACUGAAACUCAUUGACAUAGGCAACAGUUGCAGAACAUCUGGUCAAACAUCUGCAAAUGCACAUUCAUCUCGGAGUCAUGCAGUGUUUCAGAUCAUUCUUCGAAGGAAGGGAAAACUACAUGGCAAAUUUUCUCUCAUUGAUUUGGCUGGGAAUGAAAGAGGAGCUGAUACCUCAAGUGCAGACAGGCAAACAAGGCUUGAAGGUGCUGAAAUUAAUAAAAGCCUUUUAGCACUCAAGGAGUGCAUCAGAGCCUUAGGUAGAAAUAAACCCCAUACUCCUUUCCGAGCAAGUAAACUCACUCAGGUGUUGAGAGAUUCAUUCAUAGGUGAAAAUUCUCGUACUUGUAUGAUUGCCACAAUCUCUCCAGGAAUGGCAUCCUGUGAAAAUACUCUUAAUACGUUAAGAUAUGCAAAUAGAGUAAAAGAGUUUGGAAUUAGUCCUUCAGACAUUCCCUUCUCCCAGGGUAGUGGCAGUCGCCCUGAUCUCUCUCCUUCUUACGAUUAUGACGACUUUUCUCCUUCGAUUACCAGGGUGAAAGAACUGACUGUAGAUCCAGCUGCUGCUGGUGAUGUCCGUCCAAUAAUGCACCAUCCACCAAGCCAGAUUGAUGACUUAGAGACACAGUGGGGUGUGGGGAGUUCCCCUCAGAGAGAUGAUCUAAAACUUCUUUGUGAACAAAAUGAAGAAGAAGUUUCUCCACAACUGUUUACUUUCCAUGAAGCUGUCUCCCAGAUGGUAGAAAUGGAAGAACAGGUUGUAGAAGAUCACAGGGCAGUGUUCCAGGAAUCCAUUCGCUGGAUAGAAGAUGAAAAAGCUCUCUUAGAGAUGACUGAAGAAGUCGACUAUGACGUUGACUCAUAUGCUACACAACUUGAAGCUAUUCUUGAGCAGAAAAUAGACAUUUUAACUGAGCUACGAGAUAAAGUGAAAUCUUUUCGUGCAGCGCUACAAGAAGAAGAACAGGCCAGCAAACAAAUUAACCCCAAGAGGCCCCGAGCCCUCUAAAGUUGGUAUUUGCUACUAAAGGAUCCCCAGAAUCCCCAGUACUCUAACAAAUGGUGGUUCAGAUGUAAAGGCCACUUGAACGUUUUUGAAAUCUUAAGUGUGUGGAAAAUAUCUUGUCCUUCACCUGAAUGACAUUUCAAUUUUAUGAAACACUCCUUUGUCUACAAAAUGCUUCUAGUCCAAGAGGCACAAUUGGGAUUAGUGAAGUAUUUUGUUUCAUUUACCCAAAUAGUGAUUGCUUUUGGAAAUCCUUGCCAAUUUUAUUUAAAGAUUGUGGAAGUAAUCCAGAAGUGAAGAGUGGGGGAAGCCACAAAAUUUCCUUUAACUCAGAUCCAUUUUCGUAGCAAGACAGAGCAAUUUUGAAUACUUUGCGUGCAUGCAUACCUCAUCAGUGAUUGUACACACUCCUAGAAACAGCUGUGCUCACUCCUCCUCUGUGCCUUGACUAAGGCUAUUGACCCUAGAUUUCUGAAGCACAGCCAAGAUAACGUACAUUCCUUAUUUGUAACUGUAAAUUACCUUUAUUGUGUGUACAUUUUUACUGUAUUUGAAACUUUUUUUGUGUGUAACUAGUUAAUUUUGCAGGAUGUGCCAUACCAAUUGAACGGAACUAAAGUCUGUGACAGUGGACAUAGCUGCUGGAUCAUUCCAUCUUACAUGUAAAGAAAUCUGGAAUUAUGAUUUUAAUACCAUUGAUAUGUGAUUAUAAUUUUCUUAGCAUUUUCUUUGUAAAAAACUAAAAUAUAAACUAGUUGGUGUAUAAUAAAAAGUAACGAAAUUCUGAGAAGAGUUUUAUCUUAGGAUAAUACAUAUAUAUGCAGUGUGUGUGCCAGUGGUGUUAACAAGACUAAUAGUGUAAUUUGAUCUUUAACAAUGCCAUUAUUUAAGUUGAAGUGUUUAUUAGCGCCCCAAAUUUAACGUACUGUUAAAGGAAAUUGGCUUCUGAUGCAUGAACAUUUGUAUGUACAUUGAAAGUAGUUCAUAAUACAAGUUAGAUAGCCAAGCGUAGACAGUAUGUAACCCCCAGAAGUGUCGGUGCCUUACGAGGCAGUUCAUAGCAAGCUCCAUCAAUAUCUAGUAUAUGAUGGUUUGCCAUUUGGUGAGAAUCACAUCUCGCAGAUAGAAUGAUAGUAAGGAAGACUACUCCAUAAAUGGCAGGACUCACUUUUACAGCUGCUACUCGAAAAGAGAAAACUGGCCAACUUUAAUGUAAAUAUUGUUUAAAGAUUUAUAGGUAUAUAUAUACACACACAUUAUAUAUCUCUAGGAGUUUUCCCUUGGUUCCCAGUAUAUAGUCCAUUAAGUUAACCAAAGAACCUCCUAUGUUUCUCUUGAUUAACUCUAGGGAACCUACUGAUUCACUCCGUGAGCCAAGGGGAAAUCUAUGAAUAGAGUCAGCGAGCCAGAUCCUUUACUUCACUGAUCAUAAGUGAGAGGGCAGCUGUGAGGAAUCUUAACACCAUGGGGUAAAGCUCUGUAAACAUGAAAUCUAAAUCAAAUGUAGAUUUUUCACAAUAUCAUUAUUAAUAAAUGAAAUCUAUAAAAACAAAUUUAGAAAUAAUGUACUUCAAUAUAUUCACCUUUGUUUUGGAAGGAACUCAGGUUUUCUUGCAGUUGUAAGAUGUAUUUCUAUUUGUGUCUGUUUCAAAGACGAGAGGAAGAAUGAAGAACUGUUUCUGUUGACCUUGCAGAGGCCACACACCUUUAAUCCCAGUACACAGAGGCAGGUGGGUGCGAGUUCAAGGCCAGCCUGUACCACUUAGUGAGUUCCAGGUUAGCCAGAGCUUUGUAGAAAGACCUUGUCUCCAAUAAAAGGGUAAAUUUUGAGAACACCUCAUAUGUAAUGGGCAAUAAAGACAUGAACUUGCUCAUUAAGCACAAAGCUUCAAAGUUAUGUUAUUGGCACUGGACAGGAACUAUCUUCGGAAGGUCUUUUAUAGAUCCAUUUUUAGGUUUAAUGUUAUUGGCACUGGAUAGCUACUAUCUUUGGAGGGUCUUUAUAUGUAUAAAUGCUGCCUUAUGCUAGCUUCAUCUUAAUCCGUAGUCAGUGUACUUGAAAAUUAGUACCAGCAAAUAUCUUUGGAGUUAAAAUACGAUUCAGCUUUACAGAGGGAAAACUGAGACCAACCAGUAAAGAGGACUAAAGCGCAGCAGUUGGUGAGAGUUAAGGGAAACAAGCUGUAAAAGCCUAGUUAGGUGGAAUUGUUUCCCUUGAGGUAGAGAUGGUACAAGUGAACUCUACAAAACAGUUCUGUGACAUUAAAUAAAAUUAACCCUUAAGAAUAGUUACUAUUCGUGUGACAAAAGUAGUUUUUGCAGCAAAGUCUUUUUGUUGUUUUAAAUAUUCUUUAGACCUUUCUUGAAAUUUAAAGGCUGCUACACAUUAUUUUACCUAUUCAUAGCUAAGUUAUUCAAAGUCAUUAUAGCAUUUACUAUAUGACUCUUAAGCCAGAUUUGGGGGGGGGGGGGGAAAUAUCUAGGUAGGCAAGCAAUUUAUAUUCUUAAGUGUAGAAGCAUUCAUUUUAAGUUUUGGGUACAAAGAGAGCCAAGUAUCCAAUGAAGAUAGUUUCCUUAUUUAUAUAAAUAAAACAGCUAAUUUAUUAAAAUAUAUAAGCAGCAUUUAUCUUCAAUCUGACAAAAUUUUAAAUAGCUUAAAAAGAAACACCAGGUACUAGAAUUUUAAUUAUCCAGAAUUAAGGAAUAACCAGGAGCUUGUAGUUGUGGGUUAAUGGCUUUUCUUUUAAAAAACUGAAACCACAUACAGUGGUACACAAGUGUAAUCCCAGCAUUUAGAAGGCUGAGGCAAGAUUCUGAGAUUAAAGUUGAUAUUAAAAAAAAAGAAAAAAGAUCCUCUCAUGAAAGAAAAAAUCAAUUUAAUAAAGCCCAUUUGACUUAUAAACUCAGUGGGAUUUUUCUAAAUCUGAAAUCUUGUCUCCCCCAAGAAAACAGACUUAACAUGAUUUUAUAAUUAGCUUCUUUCUAAGCGUCUGCAUUUCACAGGGAGAGUCAUACAGGACAUGCCUGCACUAUAUGACUGCAGCAGACUCUGGCUUAUCCAGAACUGUACAGUUGUCUGUGUUGUAACAGGUCAUCUAACAAAGAUGGCAUUAACACAUGGAGACUGUCUAGGAUGAAGAGGGUGUUUAAAGGAAAGUCGUGUGAAGUAAGGCACUGUACAUGUGAAUGAGAAUUUGUGAGUAGGUGACCGAGCUGCAGGCCUAAAGCAGGCCUCAUCGUCCAUAACACAGUAACAUCUUUAUACAGUAAGCUGUUAGAAAGUUUAAGUGCAUGGUUGUGCGUAUCUGCGGCUUUUAAACUUGAAAAUGGUUAUUGAACCCUCCCUUUGUAGUAUAUUUAAAACAAAAACAAAAAUAUGUAGAAUUAACCACUUUGACCAUGGAUAAUAAUAAUAGGGAUUUAUAAUUUCAUUUUUUCUUGGUCUUGGGAAAAACCUGUUUUCAAAUGGCUAGGAAAAGUGGAUGCCUUCUGCAUUGAAUCCAUGUAGCAACCUGAAGGGAAAGAAAUGGAAAAUGAAUGGUGUUACCAAAAAAGCCCAACUUUUGAUCCAUAGUGUACCAUUAAUACAUAGAACACAUCAACAUACUUACACACCUAUUCCUAUCACUAGUUACUAAAGAAACUUUACUCUCCAAAUAAAUUGGCAAAGUAUUCUUAGUUAAAACCAUGUCUUGUUAUAACCUGCUGCUCUCAGGUACAUUAGCUCGGACUGGAAUCACCUUAGAGUGAUGGCUGUCGCUGGCCUCUGCGCAUCAGCGCUCUAUUUCGGCUGGAAUUUGAGAAAGUGAGAUGAAUCAUCUCUGCCUAGUCUCUGAACUUUUACUCAUUUUUCACUUUCCUUUUCUUUGUGGAUAUUGUGUACUUCUCUGACUUUUGUUAAAAAGCAGUGCCCUGAGGAAGGAUGAAGUGUAAAAUACAAUGUAUUUGAACUUGAGGUUAUUUUUCAGGAUGGCCUACAGGAAGAGGUACAUAUGGAUUGAAAUGUCUAGAAAAGCUAUGUGUAGGUGCUUAAGAAUAUCAUUCAAAUAGUAGGAAUAACAGCCAGUGAAAACUCAAUAUUCCUGCUAGCCAGCCAAUAAAACAAUAAUUCCUUAAGUCUCAGUUCUAGACUGUUCUACUGAAAAAGCAAACUAGUGUCUUACAGCACUCUACUCUCAUUUUUUUAAAUUCAGUCUCUAGAACACUAAUGCUUUAAAAGGAAACUGGCUAGGGGCUGGGGAGAUGGCCCAGCAGUUAAGAGCACUGAAAAAAGGAAACUGGCUGGCAGUGGGGACUUCCCAGAACUUGUACUGUCUAGCAUAUGCACACCUCUGAAUGCAGUCCUUAGCAAUGUAAGAAAACAGUAAACAAAAUGUACAGGAACUUGAGAAAGUCAAGUGUGAGUGACUAAAAUACAAGUUUGUAUAAUGGGUAACUGAAACUUGCUUGGUACAAGAUAAAACAUUUUGGUCCCUAUUGCCCAUAUAUCUUAACAGGUGUAGAAUUUGCCUCAGGCCAGGUACCAACUGCUAUUAAAUGGAUAAUCAGAUAUGGUUCUAAUUGGCAUUUCAUGGUUACCAUCUGAUUAACAGUAGCUAUUCUAAAAUAAAGAAAUAAUGUAUCAUCAGAUCCAGUUACACAUGUUAUGAUUUUUCUACCUUACAGGCUACUUGGAAGAGGUAAGCAUAAGGUAGUAAGACCAUGAAUGAGUUUGGGGUUGGAGCAGAAGAAAAGAAAUACACAGCACACAUAAACCUAGGCUAUCAAUGGCGCAGACUGUUCUUUACUACUGAUCUUAACACAUUCAUUCUGCAGCUAACAAGCUGCCAUCCUUCACACCAGUGGUUCUCAACCUUUGGGUCGUGACCCCUUCAGGCGGGUCAAAUGACCUUUUCACAGGGGUUGCUUAAGACCAUCAGAAACAGACAUUUACAUUAUGGUUCUAAACAGUCGCAAGAUUACAGUUGUGAAGUAGAGAUGGAAAGUAAUUGUAUGGUUGGGGGUCACCACAACACGAGGAAUUGUACUAAAGGGUCACAGCAUUAGGAAAGUUGAGAACCACUGCUCUACACCAAAUACUGUUCCACACUAUUGAAAUGCUAUGCAAUUAACUCUCCCUGGAGCACCUUAUGCCGCUUAAAAGCCUUUAAGUCUCUAAUCUUAAGAUACCACAGCAAAGAAAUGUAAGCAUUUAGAACAACAACAAAUGUAAUUACCUGAUAAAGUCAUCUAUGUCCAUGGAACGGGCCCGUUUGUCACUAAAACCUGUGCUGGUUAGGAUUUGCUGUAUUUUAUCUGCUAUACUGAAAUCUUCUGGUAUUACCUAUCAAUAUAAGAUUCAGAAUAAAUGAACAACAUAUCUUUAAUAAA